AUGGAUUCAUUAGCCAAUUCUGAUGCCGAGAGAAGAAAAUCUGAAACUGAUGUGAUAGAGAAAUGCAACGAAGAAAUUUCGACCGAUCAAACAAUAGAAACUCCUGAAAAAGACGAAACCAAAGAUUUGACGAUUCAUAUAGAGAACGUUUUAAAUGAUGAGAAAACUGAAUGUGACGAUAAGGAAGAGUGUCCAGAUACACCUGUGUCUGUGGAAACUCCAAACCAAAACGACGAAGCAAACGAAAUCACCGAUGAAGUAUUCCCCAAACCGAAUUUCACGAAGAGAUUUUCGGUGGACUAUAAAAAGAAUCGUAUAGACAUCAAGCGAUAUUCCAUUGACUGUAGUAGAAAUGUUACGCUAGACGAGCUGGCCAGUCUUGAACAGGAGUUAGCGCGGACUAACGUGGGCGUGAGGCUUGGACCGAGGCGGAAGUCAUCUGGUAUAUUGAAGUCGACCUCAGAGAGCAUGGAGAGUUGUGACAAACGUUUCAAAGUAAAGCAUGAUUCCGCAUCCGAUGAUGACGAAGUUUUCGAAAAGCCAGCGGUUUUGAACGAUUAUGAAGGACCCAGGGAACCACCAGCGACACCGGUCGGUCGUGAUGAGUUAGCUCUAAGGAGGCACAGGUUCUUCUCAGACCUCGUGUGUGCAGCCAGAGCUGCUGUAGAACAUCGCGUACGAUUUGAUCCACUCGGCCCCGUUGUUGCUGAUUCAGGUGGAGACGCAGAGCCAUCUCUCGCGACACACAGCUCGGCUGCCGAUCUAGAGUCACUAAUAGAGCGUCUAGAGCGUGUGACAUCGCGUUUAGAGCGACUGCCGGUGUUGUUAUCGACGACACUGACACCGCCCAGCUCUCCGACACCGCUGACAGUUCAAGUAGACCUCAUAGAAACUGACAAUAUGAGUAUCAACGGAUACCAGGAGUUGAUGCAGGGUCCCCUGCAGACAUAUUUACAGCUGUCUAAUCAGCUCGGUGGUGAUAUUGCCACACACGCUAACCUAGUCAACGAAGCUUUCCAAGAACAGUUGCGUUACAUUCAGCUAGCGACAACUCGUUCGAAGCCGUCUCAAGCGGAAGACGUCCAACUGCUUGGACCUACAAGCGUGAAGAUCUCAUCGAUUCAGCAGUUCCGUGAAAAGAACAGAGCGUCUAAGUUCUUUAAUCAUCUCUCAGCUAUAUCUGAGAGUAUCCCGGCUCUAGGGUGGGUGGCUGUUUCCCCAACACCGGCGCCCUACGUCAAGGAGAUGAACGACGCUGGCCAGUUUUAUACGAACCGCGUUUUGAAGGAAUGGAAGGAGAAAGACAAAACCCACGUAGAAUGGUGCCGCGCUUGGAUUCAAUUAUUGUCUGAUCUUCAGGCCUACGUGAAACAAUAUCACACAACGGGUCUCGUGUGGUCGGGUAAGGGCGGUGCUCCACCACCACCCCCCGGUGGUAUGCCACCACCGCCACCAGCUUUGCCUGAGGUGGACUUCGCUAACAUGGCAGCUGACGACCGCAGCGCUCUCUUCGCUGAGAUCAACAAGGGAGAAGCUAUUACUAGCAGUCUCCGUAAAGUGACGUCGGAUAUGCAGACCCAUAAGAACCCUCAGCUGCGUCAGGGCCCCGCACCAUUCAAGGCCCCGGCCUCCAAGGCCCCCGUAAAGGCCCUCCCAACUCCGGGGGCCGGGUCUCUGCCCGACAAGCCGCCUGUGUUCGCCAGAGACGGGAAGAAAUGGGUUAUUGAAUACCAAAAGUCUAAUCAGAACUCUGGUGGUUGA
Molecule: messenger RNA, 1761 nt
Organism: Danaus chrysippus (African queen)
Lineage: Eukaryota; Metazoa; Arthropoda; Insecta; Lepidoptera; Nymphalidae
Source: the annotation of a GenBank genome assembly